Messenger RNA from Acanthosepion pharaonis, 624 nucleotides. Lineage: Eukaryota; Metazoa; Mollusca; Cephalopoda; Sepiida; Sepiidae. The record is from the annotation of a GenBank genome assembly.
AUGAUCAUAUCUAUCUAUCUAGCUAUCUAUCUAUCUAUCUAUCUAUCUAUCUAUCUAUCUAUCUAUUCACCCUUUCUCUUUCCGUUCUUCUUUUAUGUUUUCUCUUUUAUUUCUUCUUUCUUUUUUUCUUUCUUCUUUUCAACUAUAUUUUCUUUCUUUCAUUCUUACCUUCACUCUUAUUUUUUUCUUUCUUUCUUAACUUUUUCUUUCUUUCUAUUUCAUUUCUCUUCUUCACUUUCAUUUUUCCUUUUCACUCUUCUUCUAGAUUAUCUAUCUAUCUAUCUAUCUAUCUAUCUCUACACUCCUUCUCGCAUAGGUUUAAUAAGUAAUUAUCUAUCUAUCUAUCUAUCUAUCUAUCUAUCUAUCUAUCUAUCUAUCUAUGAGGAGAAGGAAGAUUUCUCUAACAUUCCUGUUCGUUCCUUUCUUUCAUACUUUCAUCUUUUACUUCCGUUGUCUUUUUUUUUACUCCUCUUCUUCUUCACUUACGUUUUGAACAUUUCUUUUGGAAUUUUUCUUUUUUUCCUCUUCUUCUAUUUAUUUUCCUUUCUCUUCCAUCUCUUUCUUCUUUGGUCUUUAUUCUUUCUUUUCGAUUUUUUCUCUUUCAAUUUUUUCGCUUUUGAAUAA